AUGUCGGUGUCGGAGCGGACCUCAAAGCAAGCAAGCUGCAAGAGUGCUGCGUUCGGGAGCUUCUACCAGGCCAACUUGGUGGAAACCGGCCUUUUGGAGGAGGGAGAGUGGGUGGCCUUCCUGGACAGCCUGAGCAAGCCGCUGCCCACAACGUUCUGGAUCACUCCCACGGAUCGGGACGCUGACAGAGUGAGAGGUGCCCUGCGACGGUUCUCUGCCGCCGCCGACGAGAGUUCCGAGGGUGAUGGCCAGAGGCCAUGCGUGCGUACGCUGCCAUGGCUGCCGGAAGACAUGGGUUGGCGGGUGGACAUUCCGAAGGUCCUGCUUCGCAAGGACGGCCGCUUCAAGCCGCUGCAUGAGAUGCUGAUCCAAUACACCGCGCAGGGCACCAUCAACCGCAUGGAGGAGGUGUCCAUGCUGCCAGUGGCGCUUCUGGACAUCCGGGCGGGGCACCUGUGCCUGGACACCUGCGCCUCCCCGGGCAGCAAGACGGCGCAGAUGCUGAGCUGCCUCUCCCAUGCAAACUUCAAGAAGUGGGGCAGGGGAUUGGAGAGUAUCAGCAGCGAUGAGGUGAAGCAGUGCGCCAACUUCUUGCAGGGCCGCAUCGACUAUUCUUUGCAGGAAGGCUGCGUUGUGGCAAACGAGAUCUCGGCAGAGCGAGCUGGAAUGCUGGUGCAUCAGAUUGCCAGGCACCAGCGGCUGUAUCCACUGGCAUUGUUCACCUCCCACGAUGCGCGCUUCUUCCCCAGCAUCCGGGCGCCCGAUGGGCGCGGGGUGCGCUUCGACCGGAUCCUGUGCGACGUCAUGUGCUCCAGCGACGGCACUCUGCGGAAGGCACCACACCUGUGGCGGGAGUGGUCGAGCAAACACAGCCUCGAGCUGCACCCGGAGCAGCUGGCCGUGGCGCGCCGGGCCGCGCGCUUGCUGAAAACCGGGGGCCGCAUGGUGUACAGCACCUGCAGCUUCUCCCCGGUGGAGAACGAGGCGGUGGUGGCGGAGCUGCUGGGAAACCCGUGCCUGGCUCUGGUGGAUGUGCGCGAGCAGCUGGCCCUGCGCACGGCGCCAGGGCUGCCGACUUGGAAGGUGGCGGUGGGCGGCCGACUCUUCGGCAGCUUCGCGGAGGCGGAGGCUGCCGGAGCCAAGAAGCUGCUCCCAGGCUUUUUCCCGCCGGAAGAGGAGUCCCUCAGAUCCGAGCUCAAGAAGUGUGUCCGGGUGCUGCCGCACCACAACGACACAGGAGGCUUCUUCGUGGCAGUCCUUGAGAAGGUGGCAGAAGCAAGCCGAGAGUCUGACACAACACUGGGCUAUGACAGCGCCCUGGACAGCGACGGGGAGGAGGCGGAGCGCCGAAAACAGCUGGAACGGCUGGAGGAGGCCGUGGCAACAGGCCGCAGCGAGCAGGAGCGCGCCAAGGCGGAGGCGCGGCGCGAGCGGGCCAGGACCUCAGGGUCGUUGGCACGUGAGCUGGCCCGGUACUGCAGCCUGGAAGCCAUGCCAGAGCAGGCUGCCGCACUUCGAAGCGCCUAUGGCCUCCACGAGACGUUGCCGGAGUCCCUGCUCUUCAGCCGCCACCACUUGGAGCUGGGCGCAGAUGGUGCGUUGGUGCAGACACACCAAGGAGAGGCGAACCAGCUGCUGUUGCUGGCCAAGUCUGCUGCGGAAAUUCUCUGCUUUGGCACCGGAGGUCAUGCAAAGAGGAAGCUGAAGGUUAUUGCAGGCGGCCUCCGUGUCUUCGAAAAGGAUCGCUUCGAGGUGCCCGCGCGCUCCACGCAUUUCAGGUUUGCUCAAGAAGCGCUGGAGCUGGUGCUGCCGUACGUUGGGCGGCGGGUUGUUAAGCUCGAGGACCCGGCAGACGCACAGCUCCUGCUGAGCCGCCGCGACGCGGCGGUGGCGGUGCUGCGUUCACCAGGGAGCGCGGGGCUGGAGGCUCUCAGCCCAGGUGGUUGCAUUCUGCUGUUGCGCACAGCAACCAGCGAGUGGCUGCCGGUCUCUGCGCUACGCACCCAAAAGGACUUCGAGCCCCUGCUGGGCGCGCCAGAGGUGGGGUUCUGGCAGGAGCUGAGCCGCCGGAAGCUGGACCUCUGGCGCUUGGAUUCCUCAAACGUGCCGUUGACAGCUUACUACGAGGCCUCGCAGGCCAGCGGCGUCCCUGCAAAGUGCUUCCUGCAGAAGGAUGCCUUUGAGUGCGGACCUGCGCCCUCUGGAGCGGCCAAAGUUCUUGGGGAGCUGAAAAACUUCAACACUGAGGAGGAGUUUCGUACCUUUCUGGGGAAUGCCGAAGCCAGGCAAGCCUCUUUGGCCGAGGCUGUCAAUCAGAUUUGCAGUGACAUCGCUUCUGGCGCAGCGCUGCAGGAUCCUUCCAAGCUCAGGCGGCUGAUGCUUUGUACCUUCGCAGACCUCAAGAAGUUCCACUUCUCCUACCUCCUCACGCUGCCGGCGCUGCGGGGCUCCCCCUGGGCGCCGGUGAGCCGCCAGGCGGCCGACCGGGAGCAGGUGGCGGCCGUGGCCAAGGGCCUGCGCGAGCAGGACUUUGGGGGACUGUGCCUGCUUGUGCGGGGCUCCGGCUGGUCCCUGCGGCCACUGGCCGAGCUGCCCUCGGUCCAGGUGGAUUCCGAGGAGGACCUCAUCACCGUCUUUGUCGAUCCAUCCUCCGAGGAGGCGCCCGGCUGGCCGCUGCAGAACGCCCUGGUGCUUCUUGCCAAGUACCGCCCCGGGAAGCGGCGUAUCUUAGCCUUCCGAGAUCCCCAGCUCGGAGGUCAAGGCUAUAGCUCAGGCCCGCUCCGGUCCCAGCUCCUCACCUUUGAGGUUCCGCCGGAGGCCGCCAGCGCCAGCGACUGCCGCGCUGGCUGGUCGAAGAUAGCGACCAUGGACUUGACGCGGUUCAUGGACUCCAAGACGGUUGCGGCCAAUGCCGUUGACCUGAACAUCAAGCUCAUGAAGUGGCGCGUGCUGCCAGCUUUGGAGCCAGAGAAAAUGAAGGACCUCCGGGUGCUGCUGCUGGGCUCGGGGACCCUGGGCUGCGGCGUGGCCAGGGCCCUCAUGGGCUGGGGCUGCAGGCACAUGACCUUUGUGGAUGGCGGGAAGGUGUCCUUCUCGAACCCGGUCCGUCAGAGCCUCUUCACCCACAAGGAUGCAGCCGAAGGCCGCAAGAAGGCGACUGCCGCCCGAGAAGCUGUGGAGGCCAUUCUUCCGGAUGCAGAGGUGGCGGACGUGGUGCUUGACAUUCCAAUGCCAGGGCACCCGCAUCAAUCCGCAGAAGGCCUGCGCAGCAACAUCGCAAAGCUGCAGGAGCUUGUGGAUGCCCACGACGUGAUCUGCAUGCUGACGGAUUCCAGAGAGUCACGAUGGCUACCCUCCCUGAUGGUGGCGGCGGCCCAGUCACAGGAGGGCAAGACUCCACCCUUGGGACUCACCGUGGCGCUGGGCUUUGACUCCUUCUUGGUGUCCAGGCAGACCUACAGGAAUGCUCCAGCAGCCUGCUACUUUUGCAAUGACGUGACAGCGCCCUCGGAUUCUCUGGCCUUCAGGACGCUGGACCAGCAGUGCACCGUGACCCGGCCCGGCAUCUCCGGGCUCGCCAGCAACUGCGCCGUGGAGCUGCUGGCGGCGCUGACGCAGCACCCGGACGGCUUUGCAGCCGAGUCAUCCAAUUCGUCCAACGCUUGCCUCGAGUCUCCCUUGGGCGGCGUGCCCCAUCAGGUUCGAGGCUUUGCAGCUGACUAUGCGUUGUCCCCCACAGAGACCGAGCCCUUCGUGCAUUGCAUUUGCUGCUCGCAAAAGGUGCUGCAACAAUAUGCCGCAGAAGGAGUCCCAUUUAUUGAGAAGGUCAUCGCUGAUUCGUCCAUACUGGAGGAGAUUUCCGGCCUCGCGGAGAUGAAAGCUGGCAUGUGUGAGGCUGAGGUGGAAGCCUUUGAUGACUUCGACGACCUCUGA
Messenger RNA from Effrenium voratum, 3933 nucleotides. NCBI's taxonomy places the organism in Eukaryota, Dinophyceae, Suessiales, Symbiodiniaceae. The record is from the annotation of a GenBank genome assembly.